UAAUAACAAUAAUAACAAUAAUAACAAUAAUAAUCACCUCCAGCUCCCCAGGCUAUGCCCCACAGGCCUUCAUCCUCCAGCUCGCUCCCCAAUCUGAACUCGAAGGUGAAGUCCAACUCCAGCUCAGCCCCUCGACAAGAGCAACCUGCUGGCGGUUUUGAUAGUACCCCUGUCCCCGCCGCACCUCCAGGUUUCACCCUCAAGUUCACAUUCCACCGCGCCUCCAACCUCCCGAUUGCUGACAUCAGCACAUUGUCCGCGGACCCUUUCGUCCUCGCCUAUCUUACCUCUACUCUUCCUCGCCGCAACAAACAGGAUCCCGAUCUCGUAUUUCGCACUCCGACUGUUUCUAGGAGUGUUGAACCUGUUUGGAACUGCGACUGGAUUGUUGCCAAUGUCCCUGCUUCUGGCUUUGAGCUGAAAUGCCGCAUCUACGAUGAAGACCCUGUCAAUAGCGAUGACAAGCUCGGAAAUGUCAAAAUAUCCGUCCCGUCCAUCAAUGAAUCGUGGCCUGGAAUCACUGAGCAGCCCUACAAGGUGCAGAAGCGCACGGCCAGCAAGCGGGCCUACUUCAUGCGGUCUUUAGGCGUGGUCUUCUUGAGGAACAAACACAUGAACGCAACUUUGUACAUGAGCGUUCAAUGCCUUGGUAGGACCCCCGGCGAUGAGGGAGGUAGAAUGUAUACCAUCGGCCCUCUCCACUGGAGUAAGCAUUUUUCGCCCUUGAUCGGGAGGCUUGCUGGCACCAUGGAUUCUGCCCCGGUCCAAGAUGGCAAGAAGCCGGUCACCAGAUAUAAUUUCCAGGCUAUCCAGAUUCAGCUGAAAGGCCCAGUACCCGCCUCCCUAUAUCAUCGAUAUGUCGAAUUCAAACCUUUUGUCAAAGGCAUGUUCACGGCGCGAAGUCUUCGUGGUCGCAUUCUAAACCAUGCUCUCCAUCAGCAGCAUGUAAGGAUCUACAAUUUCGAUAGGUCCACUGUCUAUGGUGUAUAUCCCACUCCAUCACACGAAUUCACCCAAAAAUUUCUCGAAUUCGUCCACUACGACAUGGACGGGAGAAUAUUCACCUACGUGAUUACUCUGGACGGCCAAUGGCGCUUUACUGAAACAGGCACCGAAUUCGGCAUAAACAUGCUCAGCAAACACACCAUGCACAGCAACGUUUCGAUAUACAUUGCCUUUGCCGGUGAAUUCUUUGUACGACGUCGUUCACAACCUGCUGGGAAACCGCGGAGCAGAUCUCCUCCCCCAAGGUCAAAAAGUGAUUCUAUACGCCAAAUAGAUGUAUCACCAGGCGACAGCGAGGCUUCCGCACCCGCAUCAACUGAUCCAGCUGUGUAUGAGCUUGUAAUUGAUAAUGAUAGCGGCACAUACCGUCCCAAUGCCAAACUGCUUCCCGAGCUGAAAGAAUUUUUAUCCAUGAACCUCCCUGGUUUAGAGGUGACGACCUUUGACUGCCAGGAAGAUGCAAAGCUGUUAGACAAACUAAAGGAAGGGCAGCGACACCGUAAAACAAGAAGCGGUCGGCAAAUGACCUACCUUCAACGUGUGAUCUCACUUUCGUCGAUUUCAUCUUCUGACGAGGAAGACCUCGACGAGUAUUUUUGGCACUCGUCUGGCGCAGCAAGUGCACCAGCCACACCUCUAAAGCGCUUGCGACGAAUGGCAAAGCCCAAGGCGCAGUUGAUUAACUGGGCGGAAAGAGCAGGCGAAAAAAGAGGAGAAACAGCAAAUCAUUAAUUCAUGAAGAUAUCAGACAAACCAGAAUGGAGAAUUUGGGCUAGGGGCGAUGGAAUUAAAGUAUUGUUUUCGAGGAAUGGCAAUCAAUUGUUUACUUAUUUGUCAUUUCUUCGCUCUCAGAGAGCCUUACCACUUUGUCUACGUACACACACUCAAUGUUAUACAUUAUUUAAUACCUAACUCAUACACUAUGAUAGUUAUACGCUAGAAACGGUCGUGUAGUAUUCAUUGUGAGGUGCGCACGAAAGCUUAAUCUGCC
Messenger RNA from Blastomyces dermatitidis ER-3, 1996 nucleotides. RefSeq names its product C2 domain-containing protein. Gene Ontology annotation, biological process: positive regulation of gene expression. The transcript is spliced from 2 exons. Lineage: Eukaryota; Fungi; Ascomycota; Eurotiomycetes; Onygenales; Ajellomycetaceae. The record is from RefSeq and is a predicted model, not a curated record. Bases 55 to 1737 code for a protein of 560 amino acids.